AUGGAUGAUUACGUUGCAGAUCUCAAGGUAUGGCUCAGUGGUUCCAUCACCUACCAAGAGACUUGCUUGGAUGGUUUCGAAAACACCACCGGCGACUCAGGCGAGAAAAUGAGGAAGCUUUUGAAAACCUCUGCAGAGCUCUCGAGCAACGGUCUUGCCAUGGUUUCCGAGCUUUCCCAGCUCCUUUCUUCCUUGCAAAUCCCGGGUCUUAACCGUCGUCUCUUGUCUGAUGACUCUGAUAAUGAUUAUCCUUCAUGGGUCAAUUCUGGAAACAAGAAGAUGCUCCUCCAGGCCACUCCGGCGACGAUCAAACCCAAUGCGGUGGUUGCUAAGGAUGGCAGUGGACAAUAUAAGACAAUCAAUGAUGCUUUGAAGGCUGUCCCACAGAAAAACAACCAGACCUUUGUGAUUUUCAUUAAGGCUGGUGUUUAUAAUGAGUAUAUUGACAUUCCUAGGCGCACCAACAAUGUUAUGUUCCUCGGAGAAGGUCCAACCAAAACCAGGAUCACCGGGAACAAGAACUACGUCGAUGGAGUUGGCACUUACAAGACUGCAACAGUUGCCGUGAAUGGAGAUCAUUUCAUUGCCAAGGACAUUGGAUUCGAGAACUCCGCAGGAGCAAUCAAGCACCAAGCCGUGGCACUUCGUGUGUCAGCCGACAUGGCCAUCUUCUACAACUGCAAUUUGGACGGUUACCAAGACACCCUCUACGCUCACUCCUACCGCCAAUUCUACCGUGACUGCACCAUCACCGGCACCAUUGACUUCAUCUUCGGCGACGCUGCCUCUGUCUUCCAAAACUGCAAGAUGAUCGUCAGAAAGCCAAUGGACAACCAGGCCUGCAUGGUCACAGCCCAAGGAAGAAAAGACAAGCGUGGACUAGGCGCUAUUGUCCUCCAGAACUGCUACAUCACGGCUGAGCCGGCAUUCAUCGCCGCCAAAGGACAGUUCCAGUCCUACCUCGGACGGCCAUGGAAGGAAUUCUCGAGAACCAUUGUCAUGCAGUCUUUCAUUGAUAGCACCAUUGAUCCUACAGGUUGGGCACCAUGGGUUGGUACUUUUGGACUUGACACAUGCUUCUAUGCUGAGUUUAACAACAGAGGACCUGGUGCUGGCCUUGCGACGAGAGUGACAUGGAAGGGUAUUAAGAAGCUAACUCCACAAGCAGCUAUGGGUUUCACUCCAGGACAAUACAUUGAAGGAGAUGCUUGGAUUAAGCCCACUGGCAUUCCUUAUGAUUCUGGCAUGAUGAAAGUGUAA
This is a messenger RNA of Ilex paraguariensis (yerba mate), 1260 nucleotides long. Lineage: Eukaryota; Viridiplantae; Streptophyta; Magnoliopsida; Aquifoliales; Aquifoliaceae. The record is from the annotation of a GenBank genome assembly.